Molecule: messenger RNA, 2773 nt
Organism: Sapajus apella (tufted capuchin)
Lineage: Eukaryota; Metazoa; Chordata; Mammalia; Primates; Cebidae
Gene: GPC4
Product: glypican 4
Exons: 9
Coding region: 661-2331 (556 amino acids)
Biological process (GO): regulation of signal transduction; cell migration; regulation of protein localization to membrane
Cellular component (GO): synapse; plasma membrane; cell surface
Source: RefSeq, a predicted model, not a curated record
CCCCACUUCCAGGUUUUCUCCCGGCCCGGCCCAGCUUGCUCCCGCCUGUCUCCGGCCCCCCCCCCCGCCCGCCCCCCCCCCCCCCCCCCCCCGUGCCGCCCGCUUGGCCAAGUUUGCGAGCGUCGCCGCGCACGCCGGCCAGUCAAUCAGCGGCAGAGCUGAGAAGGGCACAGCCGCGCGGCGGAGGGCAGAGGCAGCCGAGCCGAAUCCAGCCGAACGAGCGGACCAGCGCAGGGCAGUCGGAGCAGCGCGCAGCGAGCGCCCGCCGCUGCCCACCCCCUCCGUGGUCCCCGUGGCGCCUGCUACGUUCCCCUCCUUCCCUGCGUCUCAACCUCGCCAGCCGGCCAGCUUGCCGGGUUCGCUUCCCUGCGGAACCCCUAGGUCACCGGCCCGCGCCUUUGCUCCCCUGGGCCGCGCGCCGCCUCCACGCCCUCCUUCUCCGGCCAGGCGCCUGGCACCGGGGACCGUUGCCUGACGCGAGGCCCAGCUUCACUUUUCGCCCCGCGUCUCCUCCGCCUGCUUGCCUCCUCCACAACUCCAACUCCUUCGCCCUCUAGCUCCACUCGCUAGUCCCUGACUCCUCCAGCCCUCGGCCCGCUGCCGUAGCGACGCUUCCCGUCCCGUCCCAAAGGUGGGAGUGCGUCCGCCCCGGCCCGCACCAUGGCACGGUUCGGCUUGCCCGCGCUUCUCUGCACCCUGGCGGUGCUCAGCGCCGCGCUGCUGGCUGCCGAGCUCAAGUCGAAAAGUUGCUCGGAAGUGCGACGUCUUUACGUGUCCAAAGGCUUCAACAAGAACGAUGCCCCCCUGCACGAGAUCAACGGUGAUCAUUUGAAGAUCUGUCCCCAGGGUUCUACCUGCUGCUCUGAAGAGAUGGAGGAGAAGUACAGCCUGCAAAGUAAAGAGGAUUUCAAAAGUGUGGUCAGUGAACAGUGCGAUCAUUUGCAAGCUGUCUUUGCUUCACGUUACAAGAAGUUUGAUGAAUUCUUCAAAGAACUACUUGAAAAUGCAGAGAAAUCCCUGAAUGAUAUGUUUGUGAAGACAUAUGGCCAUUUAUACAUGCAAAAUUCUGAGCUAUUUAAAGAUCUCUUCGUAGAGUUGAAGCGUUACUACGUGGUGGGAAAUGUGAACCUGGAAGAAAUGUUGAAUGACUUCUGGGCUCGCCUCCUGGAGCGGAUGUUCCGCCUGGUGAACUCCCAGUACCACUUUACAGAUGAGUAUCUAGAAUGUGUGAGCAAGUAUACGGAGCAGCUGAAGCCCUUUGGAGAUGUCCCUCGCAAAUUAAAGCUGCAGGUUACUCGUGCAUUUGUAGCAGCCCGUACUUUUGCUCAAGGCUUAGCGGUUGCCGGAGAUGUUGUGAGCAAGGUCUCCGUGGUAAACCCCACAGCCCAGUGUACCCACGCUCUGUUGAAGAUGAUCUACUGCUCCCACUGCCAGGGUCUCGUGACAGUGAAGCCAUGUUACAACUACUGCUCAAACAUCAUGAGAGGCUGUUUGGCCAACCAAGGGGAUCUCGAUUUUGAAUGGAACAAUUUCAUAGAUGCUAUGCUGAUGGUGGCAGAGAGGCUAGAGGGUCCUUUCAACAUUGAAUCAGUUAUGGAUCCCAUCGAUGUGAAGAUUUCUGAUGCUAUUAUGAACAUGCAGGAUAAUAGUGUUCAAGUGUCUCAGAAGGUUUUCCAGGGAUGUGGACCCCCCAAGCCCCUCCCAGCUGGACGAGUUUCUCGUUCCAUCUCUGAAAGUGCCUUCAGUGCUCGCUUCAGACCGCAUCACCCGGAGGAACGCCCAACCACAGCAGCUGGCACUAGUUUGGACCGACUGGUUACUGAUGUCAAGGAGAAACUGAAACAGGCCAAGAAAUUCUGGUCCUCCCUUCCGAGCAACGUUUGCAAUGAUGAAAGGAUGGCUGCAGGAAACAGCAAUGAGGAUGACUGCUGGAAUGGGAAAGGCAAAAGCAGGUACCUGUUUGCAGUGACAGGAAAUGGAUUAGCCAACCAGGGCAGCAACCCAGAAGUCCAGGUUGAUACCAGCAAACCAGACAUACUGAUCCUUCGUCAAAUCAUGGCUCUUCGGGCAAUGACCAGCAAGAUGAAGAAUGCAUACAAUGGGAACGACGUGGACUUCUUUGAUAUCAGUGAUGAAAGUAGUGGAGAAGGAAGUGGAAGUGGCUGUGAGUAUCAGCAGUGCCCUUCGGAGUUUGACUACAAUGCCACCGACCACUCUGGGAAGAGUGCCAAUGAGAACGCCGACAGUGCUGGUGUCCGUCCUGGGACACAGGCCUACCUCCUCACUGUCUUCUGCAUCUUGUUUCUGGUUAUGCAGAGAGAGUGGAGAUAAUUCUCAAACCCUGGAAAAAGUGUUCACCAUCAAAAAGUUAAAAGGCACCAGUUACCACUUUUCUACCAUCCUAGUGACUUUGCUUUUUAAAUGAAUGGACAACAAUGUACAGUUUUUACUAUGUGGCCACUGGUUUAAGAAAUGCUGACUUUGUUUUUCCAUUCAGUUUUGGGAGGAAAAGGGACUGUACAUUGAGUUGGUUCUUGUCCCUCAAACCAUGUUAAACGUGGCUAACAGUGUAGGUACAGAACUAUAGUUAGUUGUGCAUUUGUGAUUUUAUCACUCUAUUGUUUGUUUGUUUGUUUGUUUCUCAUUUCGUUUUGGGUUUUUUUUUUUUUUCCAACUAUGAUCUCGCCUUGUUUCUUACAAGCAAACCAGGGUCCUUUCUUGGCAUGUAACAUGUACGUAUUUCUGAAAUAUUAAAUAGCUGUACAGAAGCAGG